This is a messenger RNA of Phragmites australis (common reed), 2390 nucleotides long. RefSeq lists its product as uncharacterized. The coding region runs from base 839 to 2344 and encodes 501 amino acids. Lineage: Eukaryota; Viridiplantae; Streptophyta; Magnoliopsida; Poales; Poaceae. Gene Ontology annotation, molecular function: NAD binding; oxidoreductase activity, acting on the aldehyde or oxo group of donors, NAD or NADP as acceptor. The transcript is spliced from 11 exons. The record is from RefSeq and is a predicted model, not a curated record.
UUCAGUUGCCUACUUUGUUGCCUUGGGUUGGAUCCGACCUAUUUCAGACUCAGGUCUGAGCCCGAACCACGGUACCAGACCACUCGAGCAGAGAGGCACGGAGACAGAAUGACAGAAUUGAAGAAGCGACCAUGGCAGCCACUCCCAACGGCGGCGCGCACUCCGGCGCCGGCAAGCGCUCUUACCGGUGGCGGCGGAUGAACCCGUCAACUGGAUACACGGCGAGGUAACCUCCUCACCCCCUCCUCUCUCGUCGUCGAGCUACCCCGCAGCCGCCAAUGUAGUUACCGGAUAAAGCGAAGACUCGUCUUGCGGAGGAGAGAAGAUUUUUUUUGGAGGGGGGAGGGGGUGGGGGGUUGAGGUGAGCCCAGCCCUAUUCCGAUCAUCGGAUCAGUUCACCGGAGGAUCUGGAUCGGAAUGGGAUGGCCACCACCAUCGGCGAAAGAUCGGCAAGUGCUUGCUUCGUUUUUUCUUUCUUUUUUUCUGACUCAUAUCCUACCUUUACCGGAUAAAGGGAAUUGCAUUUGGUUUGUGGUUUCCACAUUGUAAUAAUGUAAUGAGCACAUUUUGCUAUAAAAAACUUUCUCUCUCUCUUACUAUUAUGAUUGGGUUGGUAUCUGAGGGUCUACGGGCUUACGCUUCUGAUUUCUGGGUUCAUUCCAAUUUGAGUCCAUUAAGCCCAAACAAUUCGUCCCUAGUCUUUGCAUUGCCGCUAUAAAGCUUGGAUCAACCGCACCUGCGAUCGCGCGUACGCACAUUACACAAGGCUUCUUGCCCGCUCGCCGUUCGUCUUCAUCCUCUCCAAGAACUCACCUCCCUUCUUGCUUGCACGCACACCAUGGCGAGCGCCGCCUCGUUCCCGGCGUGCAUGAAGGGAGAGCGCGUCCGCGUGUUCCGUCCUUACUACGAGAGCGUGGUGCUUUAUUCGGAGAGACAAGAAGAAGAGUCUUUGACGCUGGUCGAACUGCAGAGCGGCAAGCUUAUGCCGCCACUUUCUGUGGGCGAGGCGCUCCUUAUGGAGGGCCAUGGCUUACGUUGCGAUUGCAGCGUGGAUGCUAUCCUGGACUUGCCUCAGGAGCGAGUUCUCAUCAAUGUUCGAGCCCUGGAUUGCCAAGUUCGGCCUUGUAAUGCUUGCGGGAGUCUAGGACUGCAAAUUCCUAUUUUCUCAGAGGGUUUGGUUGGGAAGACCAUGCGAUUCUCUAGGCUGGGUCCCCAAAAUGUUACUGAGGCAGUUAUCAAAGAAGUUGAGAGACGGAAUUCUUCUCUUAGCAUUGUGCAUUUGGAAGCUCUUGCUACCCCUAUUCCAUUCUGUUUGGGCGAUUUACUGGUAUUGGAGAGCCUGGAUGGCCAGCACCAAAGGGAAGCCGAUGUGGGGUUUUGUGGUGAUUCCAUUUUUUUUGAGAAUUACAAUGAACAAAGAUCUUUGGAAAGUUCUGUAUCUGUUUAUGUGCGUGAUGAGCAAGCCAAUAGAGGGCCUAAGCUAUUACCACAAACAUGCAUGGGCAUCUUUGUCGAUCCUGUACGAAUAUCACCUUCUACUGAUAAUGGGAGGGGGACUGCUUCCCAAAGAAGAGCAACAGUCGAUGAAGCUAAGAGAAAAAUUAAGAUAGGAAUAAAUGGUUAUGGAAGUAUUGGAAGGGCCAUGGCCAGGGUCGCUUUGGAGAGCCAAGAUGUAGAGCUUGUAGCAAUUAACGAACCCUCCAUCACUAUGGAUCAGAUGACUUGUAUGUUUAGGGACAUGGAUGGGCAUGAUGGCCAAUGGUUCAGAAGUGAUUUCAAGAUGAAGAACUCCAAUACACUUAUGUUUGGUGAAAAGGAGGUUACUAUCUUCACAAUCGAGGAUAUCAAUACAAUCCCCUGGAAUGAAGUUGGUGCCGAAUACAUAGUGGCGGCCCGUGUUGAUAUGUCCGAUGCUGAUUAUUAUAAGGCCCGUACCAGCAAGUAUAAUCAUUGUAUUGACGUUAGCUCAAAUUUUAACACAUUCAGAAACUGUCUUUGUCCCCUUGCUGAGAUACUUCGUGGUAGGUUUGGGACGGUUGAGGAUGUGAGGACUACUUGGAGGGCUCCCGUCCUACACAUUAUACCACGAAACAAUAAUGCUGCCAAGGCUAUUGGCGAGGUCCUUCCCUAUUGGAAAGGGAUGCCUAGUGGCUUGAUUUUCCAAGUUCCUACUGUUGAUGCAUCGCCAGUGGAUAUCACCAUUGAAGUAGAUGCAUUCAAGGAGUACGGGCUGAUGUUGAUUAAUACCAAGCCAAGCUAUGGGUUCAGUAUGCUUCUAGCCUGGUGUGUCGAAAUGAUACGCCAAAUUCCACAAGUCACAUACUGCAAGAUGAAUUACAAGUAGCCCUGGGACAUCUCCUAUGCUCCCCCCCCCCCCCCCCUAAGGUGCU